Molecule: messenger RNA, 1981 nt
Organism: Sebastes umbrosus (honeycomb rockfish)
Lineage: Eukaryota; Metazoa; Chordata; Actinopteri; Perciformes; Sebastidae
Gene: prr15la
Product: proline rich 15 like a
Exons: 2
Coding region: 799-1161 (120 amino acids)
Source: RefSeq, a predicted model, not a curated record
UUAGAUUAGAUUAAGUCUGGGUUGGAGUUGUGGUUUAAGGUGAAGAUUAGUUAGUCAAUAAUGUGAGUUCAGCCAAAGCCCUCACAAGUACACUGAGGUUUGUGUGUGUGUGUGUGUGUGUGUGUGUGUGUGUGUGCGUGUGUGCGUGUGUGUGUGUGUGUGUGUGUGUAUCAGUGGGAAGGGCCAACCACAGCACCUGUAACUCAGCACCUCGGAGAAGACAGACGGAGGAGUGAAUGUGGACAGGAAACUAGAGAGUACCAGAAUAAAUGACGGUAACCAUGCUGUGGUGUUGACUGUCAACAGCUUUUAGCUCUCUUUUGUAGGAUGUUAUGUGAUUUACUAUUGCCACCUUCAGGAGAGACUUCUAAGCCCUGCAACAGGAUGAAUAAAACCAAGCAAUUUAACAUUGAUUCUCCUUCAAACCUGCUCACCUGAGAUGUAUCUUCACUUCCACUUCUGCUUUUACUGUAGUUCUGGGUGAAGAAUGGAUUAUGGGCUCUCCUCUGAGAAGAAACGGGAAUUAAAAACCGUCAGGUGAGACUUAAGUGUCCGUUUUCCUGCUGAGACAGCUUAUCAUUAACUUGCCCCGUAGCAGAGACCUCUCAGCAGGACAGUGGAAGUUGAAUGCAGUUUCACAAAGCGGUUUUGUGGCUAGAAGGCUGAAUUCAGUAGUUAAACAAGUUUUGGAGUGAAGAGGAUGGAAACUAAUCCUGAACCCUGCUGAAGUCAACCACAGCUGGAGAGAGACAAUAUAACUUUCAAACAGCCCUCCCUUCAUCCCACCAUUCAUCCAUCAUGGCAGAGCCGUCUCCAGGCUGGUGGAAGCUCACUUUCCUGAGGAGAAAAAAAUCCCAGCCCAAGGUUCUGUAUGAAAUCCCCGCAGAGUUUGUUUCCAAUGCCGCCACUGGCCAGCACGGGUCCGGCACAGUCACCGGAGCCGCCGCCCACCCAGAGGACGUGGUGCACGGCUCUCACCUGGACGCCAGACUGGAGAGGAUCAUGGAUAAAACAACGGCCAGCAAGGGGCGCCACGUCAAGGUGUCUCACUCUGGGAGGUUUAAGGAGAAGAAGAAAGUGAGAGCCACUCUGUCGGAGAACCCGGAGAUGUUUCCAGGAGGUGACCCUGCGAGAGACGAGAACCAGAGGGCUGGGAAGUGACAGGACACAUCAAAAUAAAUAGUGAUGCAUUCAUAAGAGGAGUUUAAAAUGUGGCGUCUGGGAACGUCAGUUGAUGCAGCCUAAAUUUGGGAAAACUCGGAGCCUUAAUAUCUUCUUAGGAGGACAGCAAUUUUCAAAAUGACCACUAGUCAUCAGAACAAGUGAAAUUUAGACUUUAACUUCCGGGAAAAACAUGUGCCUUGUUUAUAUUAUAUUCUAUAGAGAAGUUUGAGGUUUUCCCAUUCACGUUCAACGCAAGAAACAUCCAGUGGCCUCUAGAGGAAGAGCAUCUUGAAGCACUGGUGUCAGCUGUGGUGGUUGCUGCUUCAUCCACUUGAUAAUAGAACAAUGGUGAUUUAUCCUACAACCUUUCCAGUACAAGAUCUUCAACUCUCAUCUAGUCCACUGUAUUGUUUAGAUGCACCGGUAUCAAACUUGUGACCUUUCCGUUACUGGAUCUAACUAGUAUAGACUGGCUGUGUAGGAUAGCCACUGUGACUGGACCUUUGGAUCUCAUGUGAGACUGCAACUGUACAGCGAUGUAUCUUGAACUCAGGGUAAGGAUCCAAAAAUAUGUGUUGGAAGACUUGGUAAAAUAAAAAAUUAAAAAAUUAAAAUUUUUGUAAAAAGACAAAAAUAAACACGAAGUCCAAAUGACAGGAUAACCUCUCUUGACAGGGUGUCUCCCUCUUGACGGGGUCUCUCAUCGCCCUGAAGGUGAUUCUUUCACAACAAUGACCAGCUAGCUGUACAUUAUCCCGCUUUUUACACGGCUACUUACUGAAGAAAUCAAUAAUUUGACACAAAAACGUUCCGCCAG